UAUAACCUAUUGAUAUCAUUAUGUUUACCAACGCAUUUAUCACCUUUAAAAUGUGAAAGGAAUUUAAAAUGGGGAAAUUAAUACUCGUGCUCUUCCUUGUUAUAUUUGCGACAGUUGAAGUCGACGGCGAAACUUCAAACCAGACAGCAGAAGUCGAGCCUGAAGAAGGAAGAGAAUCAUCAAGGCCGAACACAUGUGAAGCCAAGUCCCUUAUUAAGGAAUUCGACAGUAAAGUUAAAAGCUACUGCCGCACUUUUAGGCGUUCCGAAGGUACACAAUUCUACAAAGACUGCAUGAAGCGCUGGAAAACGAAAUAUGAGACUCAAUGCAAGAAAUGUCGCCAAAAACAAAAGCGAUGUAAAGCAUUAAAGAAACUGCACAGGCGGCUUAGAAACACCCAACGACCAUCGCCAAGAAAUUUAGCUGUCCAGAAAACAGAUAGUCGUUGGCUAGAACACUGCAUUGUUAAGGAACAGCUCAAGAAUCUCGACACCGAGAUUUGUUGUGAUGAUCACAUUGAAAAGCGGCGAUUUGGUAAAUCAAGUAUAUGCUGUGGUAAAACCCAGUUCAACGGAAAACUGCGGAUCUGCUGCAAUGGUACAGUCGCCUGGCUGGACAAAAUACCACGAAAGGCCGCUGCAUGCUGUGGACAGAAUCCAAUCAACAUGAAAACAACGGCUUGUUAUAAAGGUUAUGCAGUUCGCAAAGGCUCAGUGGUGCCCAAAGAUUCGGAGCCUGAUGCCAAGCAAAAUGAUAGCGACAAAGCACCGCUUAUGAUACACACCGAGGAACAAAAUGAUACCAACAGAGUGAAAAUACAGUGGUCAUUAAUUGGUUCGGGCGUCACAGUCAUCGUGUUUUUCAUUGGUAUUGUGAUGUAUUGUAUCUGUAGAAAAACACAUGUUUGGCCAUGUAUCGAUAUAGGGAAGACACCGAUUACAACUCCGGGAGGGAAACUCAACGCUACAAAUGGUAAAAGGAACAAAACUUGCUCAAAUAAACAAAGGGAGGUAACAAGAGAAUUAAUAGGUGCUCGUUAUGCAGCGUUUAAUAGAGAAACUGAACAUAAAAUGUUGCUAUCAAAAGAAGCGAACACUACGCGUAACGAAAGUUGCAACGCCUUUCUGGGUAUAUCUCAAAACAGAGACUUUCUCUGUAAUAAUAUGUUUGCCAAUAGCGAUACUAAUCCUUCUCCUGAUGAUUGGAAUGAAACAGCUGUAAAAACAGUUCAUGAGUUUCCUGUAAGACCUACAGAUAUAAUAGGAGAAAGCGCAGAUAAUCAAAGCGUUACUGGGCAAACAUAAAUCACCACCUUUUAGCGACCCCUCUAGUUAAUCUAAGAACGCGUUUCAAUGCCAUCUUGACGUUUGAUGUCAUUGUAUAUUUGUCUAACUAACCUGUCUAAGUUAGAUACAAUUUGAGUCUUUGGGUGAAACAGUACACACUGUUUAAUUGCUUGUGCCAGAAACGUUCAAUUGUUUGAAAGGGAGUUUUGCUCUACACUAAAUUCCACGCUUUACAAUUUGAAAGUUCAGUUAAAUUAAAAAAAACGUUUGAAAGCGGGUCAAUAAAUAGUAAUUUUAAGUAGAACUUUAGCACAUUUGAGCUAAUUUUGAAGUAUUUAAGCCAAGUAUAAACACGACGCCCCUUUGCUCACUGUUUAAUAGUUUUUCAUUACACGAUGCAACCGCAGGUCAGGCUUUAAAAACAAAUCUUAAGAUGAACAGGUAUUGUUUAAGGACUUAUUAUUAGUUUGAUUUGUUUUAUAAAUUUAUUUCACCCAUUCUUAAUUAUGGAAGAAACGUUUUUAAAGCAAUGUCACAGAGCAAAAACUUAUGCAAUACUGUAAAAUAUUGUUGGGUGGUAACAAUACACAGAAUGAAUUUUAUGGCGAGCUAUGACGUGUACAUUCUAGGCAAUUAGAUGCCGUAUUAUUGCAAAGUAUUGGGUUAAGUUAUAACGUAAAUGUAAUAUUUUUAUUUUUAUUUUACUUUAUUGAAUAUCUGUGAAAGAUACGCCAACAGAAAAGUUCGUUAUUUCGAGAUUUGUUUAGUUCACUUCGUUUUUAUGAUGUAUGGUUCUUUCCAGAAGUAGGAAAUGAUAAAUUAUUUCUUGGUUAUAUCUAGCAGAUACUAAAUGAUACUUUUUCCAAACAAGAAGCUCAAGGAGAGCAUUGUUUUAUAACAAUAUGGCAUGUUUUAGACUUCAAUCUUAAUAAAUCUCAUGCAUAAUUUAAUAGUUCGAUUUAGUUUAUCGAGGUUACGUGUAUCUGCACAUAUAUUUAAGAUUGAGAGUGGAAGAUUGGUGAAGCACGAUCCUAUACCUGCUAAUGAGAGGAAAAUUUACAUAUGCCUAGUCUUAGAAGACGAAUACCACUUUAUUCUUAAAUGUGGUCAAUACUCUGAUAUAUAUAACACGCAUUUAUAUACCACAUUGUUUUAGAUGUACACCAAAUACGCAAAAAAAAUAAUUAAAUACAGCUAAUCAGGAGAACCUGUUAAGAAAACCUAGUAUGUAUGUUUACAGUGCAUGUUUAGUUAGAUCAGUUGACAUGUUUGCGUCCUAAUUAUUAUAUGUGUAUUGUGUGCCUUUUCGAUUUUAUUCAUGUAACGUUUUUGAUAUUGUACAUUUAGUUACUUACGAAUAACAUUCACUUGAUUAUUAUACAUGUAUGAAAUACUUAUAUAUAGAUAGAAUUACUGUAACAUAUUUAAAGUAAAUCUGAAAAUGAUAGUUUCAUUUAUAGUGUAUGUGAUAUUUGUAGUGUAGUAACUCUUAUCUGAAUCAAACUAAGUACAUUUUAAAAAGUAUACAUGAUUGCUGAAUCAAUUAUAUUUAAAUUUUCAUUUGGACAAAUAUUUUCUGUCUGUAUUUUUAUAAGCUUAGGCUGCAUAUUACCACAAAGUUUUCAUUGUGUAAGUCAUUUAUAUACGAUGUUUCUCUGCAGUAUUCUACCAAUUUUAUUUUUUAAACUAAUCUGGCUUGUUUCAGGUAAGAAUAUUUCAAACGAAAAUUUUAAAGAUUUAGUUAUUUCCCUAAAGCUCCCAAUAUAUUCGUUUUGUAUAGGUUGUCAGAUGUAGGGAGUUACAGAUAUUUGUUAAUAUAAAUUUCAUCCCAUAGUACGGUUGUUGUAGAUUAUAAGUUUCUUCCAUGGCCGAUGGUGUGGCUAUGGAAGAUGCUUUUCCUCUCACCUCAGAUAAACAAAAUAAAGCAAAACUGUAUUUUCACUGAAACUCUUUUGUGUGUAGUGAAAUUAAUGUGCGUAUAGAUAUGUGAUAAUUCGUGGUUGUCAUGGAUAUGCGCGCAGUGAUUCAGAUUUUGUAAAUAGUCAAAUCGUUCUUUAAAUAGUUUUGGGGAGUGUGCAGCAUUAUUUUUACAUGGAGGUAAUUGUGUGAUGACAAUAAAAAAGGAGUUCCAUAUGGGUACUUGUUUCAUCUUUGCCCGUGGGCAAGAUAAGAAUUUCUAGCAUGGUCAAAUUUUUUGAUCUACUUAUCUGAGGUGGGAGAAAAACAUUAUAUCUACAAAAUGAAUUAAACGUUCGUUUUUUAUGAGUAUUGUACAUUUACAUUGUAAGGUUUUAAACAAUCGAGAAUAUUUUUUUUUAUAAAGAGAUGACAUAAAGAAACAUUUUGACUUACUAAAAGUAUGUAUUUGAUGUAUAUGCUUUUUAGAUAGUUAGUAUUAUUUUGAUUUAUUGUUUAUGUUUGUAAAAUAUAUGCAUCGACCGAUGACACUGUUUUGUAUAUUUAUUUUGUCCACAAGCUCCAUGACAUUCUGGAUAUUUUGGAUAUAAAUCUUGCAUCUUGAAUCUAUCGCCACGAGAGAGGAAUGAUAUGUUUUAGUGACAAAAAUGUAGAUUGGCGUGGCAAUAGUUUUCUUAUCAGACAUGCAUAUUAACGCUUGCACAUAUUUUUAUUUUUGCUGUAAAAUGUUGUAAACAUAAACCAGGUCGAUUUCUUUUCAAAUGGAAGAAGAAAAAAAAUGUUUUCUUUGCGAUGUUUUACGACUAUUGCUUUAUGCUUAUCAAACCAUUUUUUGUGAGCCAGUGGUCGAUAUUAAUCGAUAUUAAUAAAAAACAUUUAUUAUGCA
Mya arenaria is the source of this 4089-nucleotide messenger RNA. RefSeq lists its product as uncharacterized. The coding region runs from base 69 to 1304 and encodes 411 amino acids. The record is from RefSeq and is a predicted model, not a curated record. Lineage: Eukaryota; Metazoa; Mollusca; Bivalvia; Myida; Myidae. The transcript is spliced from 7 exons.